Lathyrus oleraceus (garden pea) is the source of this 342-nucleotide messenger RNA. RefSeq lists its product as uncharacterized. The record is from RefSeq and is a predicted model, not a curated record. NCBI's taxonomy places the organism in Eukaryota, Viridiplantae, Streptophyta, Magnoliopsida, Fabales, Fabaceae. The transcript has a single exon. Gene Ontology annotation, molecular function: RNA-DNA hybrid ribonuclease activity; nucleic acid binding. Bases 1 to 342 code for a protein of 113 amino acids.
AUGGCUGAUUGUUGGGGAGUGUUGAAAGAUCUCAAGCUCACCGAGAGUUUAGGGUUGAGAAAAGUGGAAGUGAAUGUAGACUCUGAGUUGGUGCUGAGAGCAAUUCAAGGCGAGAGUCGAAACAUUCCUAGUUGUUGUGCGUUGAUUAUAGAAAUUACUAGGUUAAUUAAAAAUCAUAAACUGUUAAUAAUCUCACACACCUUUAGAGAGGCUAAUGCUUGUGUUGAUGCAUUAGCUAAAAUGGGUUCUAUGGAUAAAGAUUCUAAGAGCUACACCGAGAUUCCCGGUGCGCUGGUGUUAUUGUUGGAAGCGACAAAGCUAAUUAGUAUGAUCCGCUCGUAG